Danio rerio (zebrafish) is the source of this 2111-nucleotide messenger RNA. The record is from RefSeq and is a predicted model, not a curated record. Lineage: Eukaryota; Metazoa; Chordata; Actinopteri; Cypriniformes; Danionidae.
GCUUCAAAUCAUUUUAGUCACGUGACCCAUUGUUUCAGAUCAUACUUCGGUGCAGUGUUUCGAACACUUGCGCUUCUGGAUCUCGAUAACGAAACGCCAGUUUUGUGACAGCCAUCCCUAAAUAGUGGAAUCCUUAACCUUAGAGGUCCCUAUAUGACACACCCACCAAGCAAUCAUCACAACGACUCUGAGCGGCGACUGCGGAUCAUAUAUUGAAGGACAUGACAGAGGCCUGUUAUUAGUUAUGAUUUAUGGUGAUAAUGAAGAGAUGAAGAUGCGCUGCUAAGACUGCAUAAAGAAUGUGACCAGUGUCAUGGAAUAUAAUGAAAGACUUGCACGUUUUCGCCAAGGUCACGUCAACCCAUUUGACAGGGAUGAGAUCGACAGCCAAACUGAGGGGAAGGAUCCUCCUAAAGAUGGGGUGAAGGCAGAGAUCUUCUCUUCUGAAAUCAAAUCUCAAAAUUCAGAUCCCCCAAUGGAUCUGGGCUUGGCUGAAGAUCACUUUUCUCGACCUGUGGGUUUGUUUGUGGCGUCUGAUGUAGAGCAGCUGAAACUUGCCAUAGAGGAGUGCAAGAGACUGAUCCUGGAACUACCAGAGCAUUCAGAGAAACAAAAAGAUGCAGUGGUCAAGCUUAUCCACCUUCGACUUAAACUACAAGAACUACAGGAUCCCGAGGAAGAUGAGCCCAACCUGCAGGUUAUGUUAGAGCAUCGCUUCUCAAAGGAGAAGAGCAAGAGUGUGAAACAGAUGUGUGACAAGUGUAGCACCAUUAUAUGGGGUCUCAUUCAAACUUGGUAUACCUGCACAGGUUGCUAUUACCGCUGCCAUAGCAAGUGCAUGAGUCUUAUCAACAAACCAUGUGUGAGAUCAAAGGUCAGCCAUCAGUCUGAGUAUGAACUCAACAUCUGUCCUGAGAUUGGUCUGGACAAACAAGACUACAGAUGUUCUGAAUGCCGGACACCCAUUUCAUUGCGUGGUAUUCCUAAUGAGGCACGUCAGUGUGAUUAUACCGGUCAGUAUUACUGCAGCAGUUGCCACUGGAAUGACACUGCCAUCGUUCCAGCAAGAGUCAUACACAACUGGGAGUUUGAACCCCGUAAGGUGUGUCGUUCCUCAAUGCGUUAUCUUGCUUUAAUGAUGCCCAGGCCUGUGCUCAGACUGAAGGAGAUUAAUCCUCUGCUUUUCAACUUUGUGGAGGACCUGGUUGAGAUCAGAGCCCAGAGUGCGGAGACCGCCCACACCAGCACCCAGACGGCGGUGCACUUUGGCGGAUCCGCUAAAGGAGGGCGCCUAUCAGGAUGGAGGGGCGGAGUCUAAACCCUUGGCUGGUUCUCAGACAGCACCAGGGCUCUCUCCGGUUCAAUUGGUUGGUCCUGCUGGCCCCGGGGGUAUAGUGGGAGGGUCUAGGCCGAUGUAUUGGCGCUGCGGGCACGAGGAUAGCGCACCAAAGAGUUGCUCUGCAAAGGAAGUGUGUGCGUUGAUCCGUGUCCCCGCCAUGCCAAUCAUCGCCCCCGGUCGCGACAGGCUAUACCGGAUACCUGUGAGUAUUAUAGGAGGUACAUAUCAAGCUUUGGUGGAUUCGGGUUUUAACCAGACCUCCAUCCAACAAAGCCUGCUUCAAGACCCGGCAUUGGAAACAAGCUGCACGGUAAGGGUAAGGUGUGUGCACAGGGAUGUAAUUCACUACCCACUAACAGCGAUAGAUAUUUAAUUCUGGGGUAAAAAGCAUAGCGUAGAGGUAGCAGUUAACCUGCACCUCAAACACCCGCUAAUUCUUGGAACUAAUUGGCCUGGAUUCAAUAGAUUAUUAGGGGUCUUACAGUAUGUGCGGGUGUUUCUUGGAAAAAAAAACGCCGCAUUAGGGUUGUUUCGCUCAGCUGGGGAAAUCCCAAGUGGUGACGUCAAUGGCUGACUUGGGGGAAGGGCUGGGAAUUUCCCAGUAAAAAAGACUUUCCCCUGGAGCAGUCGCGGGACAACACACUGAGACAUGCACUCGAAAAAUUGCAGGUUAUAAAUGGGCAAAACCUCCAGCCUGAUCGGCCCCUCUCCUAUCCGUAUUUUGCGACGUGUUCUCACAGAAAUUGUAAAUAUUUGAAAUUACUUAAAUAAU